Struthio camelus australis is the source of this 2465-nucleotide messenger RNA. The record is from RefSeq and is a predicted model, not a curated record. Lineage: Eukaryota; Metazoa; Chordata; Aves; Struthioniformes; Struthionidae.
AUGGAGACAGUGUUGAAGUCUCAUUGUGAUGAACAGCACCCCCAAGAGGCUGAAGAAUUGCAGAGGAAGCAGGAGCAGAACAAGCAGCUUUCAGGAAUAAAAAAAGACAUUGAAAAACUUUAUGAAGCAGUGCCACAGCUUGUAAACGUGUUCAAAAUUAAGGAAAAAAUUGGAGAAGGUACUUUUAGUUCUGUUUACUUGGCCACAGCACAGUUACAAACAGGAUAUGAGGAAAAGAUGGCUCUGAAGCACUUGAUUCCAACCAGCCACCCUCUGCGAAUUGCUGCAGAACUUCAGUGUCUCACGGUAGCAGGGGGACAGGAUAAUGUUAUGGGAGUUAAAUACUGCUUUAGGAAAAAUGAUCAUGUGGUUAUUGUUAUGCCAUAUCUGGAACAUGAAUCCUUCUUGGACAUUCUGAAUUCUCUUUCCUUUGAAGAAGUGAGAGAAUACAUGUUUAAUCUGUUUAAAGCAUUGAGGCGCAUUCAUCACUUUGGUAUUGUUCACCGUGACGUCAAGCCCAGUAACUUCCUCUACAACAGGCGGCUAAAAGAGUAUGCCUUGGUAGAUUUUGGCUUGGCACAAGGAACACCUGAUACGAAAAUUGAACUUCUCAAAACCACCCAGUCUGAAGGCCAGCAGGGAAGUUGCUUGCAAAAUAAUCCCAUCGUAGCCUUGGGAAAUGAGGUUUCUGUCAGUGUCACAGCACCUAAACAGAUAGCUCAACAGUCAGCCUCGAAAGCAUCUGAUAAAAGGUCCAGCUCACUUUCAAAAAUACAGAGUAAACAAGGAAGAGGAGGAAAGGAGGAUUCUGUGCACCAUUCUGUUCAGCGCUCUGUCUUUGGAGAGAGGAAUUUCAAUGUCUCUAGUUCCACAUACCAGGAGAACUCCAGUACAAAACUCAUAAAGCAAUCGAAGAUGAUAGAUGUUUCAUCUAGGAAGUUAGUAACCAAGAAGAAGAUUAUUUCUACCAAAACAGUAAGCAGUGGGGUAGCCAGAAAAGCUGCCAGUGGUUGUCCAUCAAACCUGGCCUGUGACUGUUAUGCAACGGAUAGAGUUUGCAGCAUUUGCCUUUCAAGGCGUCAGCAAGUUGCUCCAAGGGCAGGAACACCUGGAUUCAGAGCACCAGAAGUAUUAACAAAGUGUCCCACUCAGACACCAGGAACUGCAUCAAUUGACAUGUGGUCUGCAGGAAUUGUAUUCCUUUCUCUGCUCAGUGGACGGUAUCCAUUUUACAAAGCAAGUGAUGAUUUAACUGCUUUGGCACAAAUAAUGACAGUUCGUGGAUCCAGAGAAACCAUUCAGGCUGCUAAAACUUUUGGUAAAUCAGUUCUGUGUACCCAAGAUGUGCCAGCACAAAACUUAAGAACCCUCUGUGAGAAGUUGAGAGGAACAAACAGCAGCUGUACCCGAUCCAAGGAUGAUACGCACACCGAUUCUGUAAAUGACCUAGAUUUGCCAGUUGAAACAGACAAACAAUGUGCUCCGAAGACGCUCGGAAAAGAAAUUCAACACAUACAGAGCUGUCAGGAAAGUGAUGGUGCUUUGGAAGUUAAGGCAACAGACAUGAAAGGAUGGGAUCAGGUUCCUGAUGAUGCAUAUGACCUACUUGAUAAGCUACUAGACUUAAACCCCGCAACAAGAAUAACUGCGAAAGAGGCUUUGCUGCAUCCUUUUUUUAAAGAUAUGAGACUUUGAGAAGAUUCCAUAUUCUAUUAUUGCUUUGAUACGUUUUUAUGUGUAAAUGAGAUACUGAAGUAGUUGAAUUUACCUUGUUGCCUUUAACAUUAACACUCAGUGAAAUGCCAUUAUACUGUGCACAGAACUACUGAACUCCAUCUCGUACAGUUGGACUGCAAAUGUAAGUUCACUUAAAGAAAUACUUGCAGAUGUAAAUACUACCUACACAUUACUAGCAUGGUCUUAUCCUAAGGUGCUUUUGAGGUGUUAUUACUGUGCAUUACCUGUUCUGUGAGAAAAUUAAUGUUGAUCAAAAAUUACACAGAAGAGCUUUAUAAGCUCUGAGUUUAUGUCUCAAGAUAGUCUGGUAAAAUUUACAAACUUGCCUUAAGGUAUGACUGAAAUGAGAAAAGUGCUUCAGAGACUUUUUUCCAUACUUCUAUAUCUUUGCUUUGUUCUGGAUCAAUGCAUCAGAGACUAGAAAAAGAACAAAGAGCGUUAAGUUUGUUCAGACUGUUUUCAGUGAACAGUUUUACUUCAGGAGUGUUGCUAGCAGAAUGGCCAAGUAGUGGAGGUUGUAUCAUCAAAAGAAAAGCAUAACUGUUUUAAAAGUAAAUUUUUACCCAUCCAUAUGUUUCCUACAUAGGCAACAGUGAUAAAUGCAGUUACGCAUUUUGCACAGCCCAUAUUUCCUCAGUGACACAGGGAACUGUCAGUAUGCACCAACUACUGCCUGCAGACUGUCUCCUGUGACCUGUAUAGGUGUCAAUUUCUGUUACGGAAACUGA